Messenger RNA from Halichondria panicea, 1223 nucleotides. RefSeq names its product 3-ketodihydrosphingosine reductase-like. Gene Ontology annotation, molecular function: 3-dehydrosphinganine reductase activity. Gene Ontology annotation, biological process: sphingolipid biosynthetic process. Bases 58 to 1032 code for a protein of 324 amino acids. NCBI's taxonomy places the organism in Eukaryota, Metazoa, Porifera, Demospongiae, Suberitida, Halichondriidae. Gene Ontology annotation, cellular component: endoplasmic reticulum membrane. The transcript is spliced from 7 exons. The record is from RefSeq and is a predicted model, not a curated record.
UUUUAUUUGGACAAAGGAGGCGUGGCUGGUUAAGCAUAAGGCAUAUAAUCUACCAUCAUGUUCUUUCUUUUGCUGUUGUUUGUUACUUUAAUAGCUUUCCUGGCCUUCCUAUACCUCCUUUCUUUAAGAAAGGUCUAUAGUAUCAAGGGCAAGAAUGUACUGAUUACUGGUGGUAGCAGUGGUAUAGGGAAGUGCUUGGGUAUCGAUGCUAUCAAGAGAGGAGCAGCGUCUGUUACUAUUUUGGCAAGGAAUAAAGAGAAACUUAAGCAGGCUAAGUCAGAGAUAGAGAGUUUUAUCUCCACCAGCUCUAAUCAGAAAGUGCACACGAUAGCUGGGGACGUCAGUAACCAGAAUAUUGCUAGCAGAAUACUGGAGAGUGUGUCUGACAAUGGCCACAUCAACGUGUUGAUCAACUGUGCAGGCAUCACCCACACUGCUCCCCUAGUGGACACUCCAGCAGACAAAUAUGAGGAGGUACUGAGAGUAAAUGUGCUGGGGUAUGUGUACCCGACUAAGGCUCUUCUGCCGGCCAUGAUUCAGAGGAGAGAAGGGAGAGUGGUCUUUGUGUCUUCUCAAGCUGGACAGCUUGGUCUCCACGGCUACACUGCUUACUCUGCCUCAAAGUACGCCCUGAGGGGUCUUGCCGAGACCCUCAAUAUGGAAGUGGCUGCUCACAACGUCAAAGUGUGUAUCUCAUUCCCCCCUGAUACUAACACACCACAGCUUCAAGCCGAACUGGGGGAGAGGGACGAAAUUCAAAAAGAGUUGGCGUCUUUCGGUACAGUUUUUGAACCAGAGUCAAUCUCACAGGAUAUAUGGUAUGGCGUUGAGAGGAAGAAAUUUCAGAUCACUCAUGGAUUCGAUGGAUUCUUCGUAGGGGUCAUGACCUCUGGAAUGAGCCCCGUACAUUGCUGCUGGGACGCAGUUGUGCAGGUGUUGUUAAUGAGUGUGUUCAGAGCAGCCUCCUUUGUCUACCUGUUCUUGUUUUAUAGAGCAGUGAAGAAGUUUUCAAUGAGCAAGAAAACCAACUAAUGUUAAACUUGUACCAUGUACAGCAUGUAUAUACUGUAUAAUUUUUACAAUACCGUAUAGCAGGUAUAGCAGGUAUAAUUUUCGUUGGUGCAAAUGUAUGCAUUUGGAUUUUAAAUAUUCGUAUAUAUACAGCUUAAUUUUUAUAUUUGUACAGCUCAGGAUAUAAUUAUAUAGUGACGUUGAAUAAAUUA